This is a messenger RNA of Tauraco erythrolophus (red-crested turaco), 1369 nucleotides long. It is a transcript of the gene NEK6, whose product is annotated as NIMA related kinase 6. Gene Ontology annotation, cellular component: cytosol. Gene Ontology annotation, molecular function: protein serine/threonine kinase activity; ATP binding. NCBI's taxonomy places the organism in Eukaryota, Metazoa, Chordata, Aves, Musophagiformes, Musophagidae. Gene Ontology annotation, biological process: chromosome segregation; positive regulation of canonical NF-kappaB signal transduction; regulation of mitotic metaphase/anaphase transition. The record is from RefSeq and is a predicted model, not a curated record.
AUGGAAGGGCAGCAUAACCAUCCGCAUCACCUCGGGGACCAGAACAACCCUCUCUGCAAGCUGCCGGGGCAGGAAUAUCAGCACGAUCCUCAGAGGCAUUUAACGUCAUACCCGUAUCGCUGCACGUUGGCAGAUUUUCAGAUCGAGAAAAAGAUCGGGCGAGGGCAGUUCAGCGAAGUGUACAAAGCAACUUGUCUCCUGGACAGAAAACCUGUGGCAUUAAAGAAAGUUCAGAUUUUUGAAAUGAUGGAUGCCAAGGCUAGGCAAGAUUGCAUUAAAGAAAUUGACCUCUUGAAGCAACUGAACCACCCCAAUAUAAUUAAGUAUUUGGAUUCUUUUAUUGAAGACAAUGAACUUAACAUUGUCCUGGAACUGGCUGACGCUGGUGAUCUCUCUCAGAUGAUUAAGUAUUUUAAAAAGCAGAAACGGUUAAUCCCGGAAAGGACGGUGUGGAAAUAUUUUGUGCAGUUAUGCAGUGCAGUCGAACACAUGCACUCCCGCAGGGUGAUGCACAGAGACAUAAAACCAGCCAACGUGUUUAUAACAGCCACAGGGGUGGUGAAGCUGGGAGAUCUCGGAUUAGGCCGGUUUUUUAGUUCUAAAACCACUGCAGCACAUUCCUUAGUGGGAACUCCAUACUAUAUGUCCCCAGAAAGAAUACAUGAAAACGGCUAUAACUUUAAAUCUGAUAUCUGGUCUUUGGGCUGUUUAUUGUAUGAGAUGGCAGCUCUUCAGAGUCCUUUCUACGGAGAUAAAAUGAACCUGUUUUCUCUUUGCCAAAAAAUAGAGCAAUGUGAUUACCCACCUCUUCCAGCUGAACAUUAUUCUGAAAAGCUGCGGGAGCUGGUCAGCAUGUGCAUAUACCCCGACCCAGAUCAGAGACCCGACGUCGGUUACGUGCACCAGAUAGCGAAGCAGAUGCACGUGUGGACCUCCAGCACAUGAGCCGGCCGCCGCGCUCGCCCAGCAGCACAGCUUAGUCUUACUUGAAUUCUUUUUCUCGGAUGGCACCGCCCGGUGCCCAGCCACACCGCCGGAGGGCUGAGCACUCGUGGCAGGAUGCUCCAUUAUUUCUGCAGGUUAUUGACAAGGACUCUUACAAGGUGGUCAUGCUUUAAAGUGAAGAUUCUGUGAGGUAUUGCAAGUGAUUUUUUUUUUUUUUUUUUUUUUUUUUUUUUAAGGCAAAUAACAUGUUACAGAUGUAGAUCAUUUAAGGGUCCUUUCUUAAAACUGUCGUGUGUAAUCUAGGGUAGAUGAUAUUAACAAGGGUGUCAGAGCGUUGGGCACCCCCCUUCUAUCGUAACUGUAAUGUGAAAUAUUGACGUAAUUCCUUCAGUGAAAUCACUUUAUACUAAUGUAAGAAUUGCAG